Messenger RNA from Tigriopus californicus, 3028 nucleotides. RefSeq names its product condensin-2 complex subunit H2-like (gene Cap-H2). The record is from RefSeq and is a predicted model, not a curated record. Bases 605 to 2797 code for a protein of 730 amino acids. Gene Ontology annotation, biological process: meiotic chromosome condensation; mitotic sister chromatid separation. NCBI's taxonomy places the organism in Eukaryota, Metazoa, Arthropoda, Copepoda, Harpacticoida, Harpacticidae. The transcript has a single exon. Gene Ontology annotation, molecular function: chromatin binding. Gene Ontology annotation, cellular component: condensin complex; nucleus.
AGGGGCGACCAAUCCAUUUGGUGGUCAAUAUAAGGUACGUGGUCACCCUACGUCAACUGAUAAGUUGUGUUGAAUGUAUUCAAAAACAAACAGACCUACAAGUCUACAAGCCUGGCCAAUUUGGUGGGAACCUGGGACAAAACCAAACGCUAUAUCCGCAUUGAAUGGAACGGAGUGGCCCUCUAAAUCGGAGGAAUUCGCCCAUGAGCCAUGACCUGUCCCUCAUAGACCACUGAAUCAAGUGGUUGACACGCUUACCACGUCUUUGAUCCAGAUCACAGCUCGACCGACUCGGUCGUCAUUCCGUUGUCAAGCCAAACCCAAGCGAAUUUCAGUCCCUAAGAGGAGAAGGAGGAAGGCGCGGACGACGUCAUUAAACAGGCCCCUUCUUGCCUUCCUGGGGGAUUACAAACACCCGGUCUGUGAGCAUCCAGUGGGGCUCAAUGGUGGCCGAGUUGAUGUGGUCUGUCCAUGAGGUAGUUUCUCGGGGUCUAAGUGGGCCAACCCUGCCGCAUGCCGAGUCCCAUCCAUGUUACUUGGCCCAGGCUCAGCCAGGGUUGUGCCUUAGCUGAUCGCUCUACCCCCGUUGGAUUGGAGCCGAUUGAUGGCCAUGAGCUCGGAGACGCCCGGUCCGCCCGGUCCGCCCGGUCGAGGCUCUGGAGCCAAGGGUGGCCCCGUGGCCCAUCUCCCGGCAGCAGCAGUGCCUUGGCCUUUAGCUUCCUCCGGGCCGAGCUCGAGUCAAGGUGGUUCGGGCGGGUCGUCGUGGCCAUCGUCGUGGGAGGAUCAGGUGGAUGCGCGUUUUCAGGCCUUGCUCCGCCCCAUCAAGGACUUGACCGAGAAUUGGCAGGUGCCGCUCUCGCGUUACCUCGAAGAUUACAUGGAGGAACUCAGCGACCUGCGAAUCAAUCUGGAAGGCGGUCAAGCCCCGGUCAAUUUUGCCCAGGCCGCCCUUUUGUUGCAAGGCACGGCCUCCGUCUACAGUAAAAAAGUUGAAUUCUUGUGGCAAAAUGUGCUCAAAAUGUUAGAUUUGUUGGCCAGUCAAAAGGCGUUGGAUGAUGCUGCCCGCCAAACCGGUUUGGAGGCCGGCAAGUCUGGACGACGCGGUGGGCGUCGUUUGAUCGGAGCCCAACAUGAUUUCAAUGAUUUCAGUCUGAUCACCGCUGAUCUAGCCCGGAACACUAAUCUCAAGACUGACGCCUUAGGUGUGGAAAAAGCCCGCGAUCGUAAGGUGACCUUAAACUUCAUCACCGUCACGCCGCGUCAACUCAUCGAAAAGGAGGGUAAAGAGCAGAAAGUGGUCAGAGUCAAUCUGCACACCCGCAACCAAAAGGACUUGUUGGGUCAGAAGGACGACUAUCGCAUCAACGCCCAAUUCACCCUCAACACCGGGAUGCUCGGCGAGGACCUGACAGUCGGCAUGUAUUUGGCUCAACACUCGGUUUCUCUCUUUGAUGAAAGCUCCCUUCUGGCUUCGAGUUCCCGCUUACCGCCACCCAUCCUCGCUAGUCCUCUCCUCGAGCCCAGUGACUUUAUUGCUGGCAGUCCCGAACCUUUAUCUCCGCCUGGCACGCCCACGCCAGCCGAACUGGUACCUUCAACAGCCGACAAGGCUGAUAGCCCGCCCACUGUACCUGAUAAGUUUGACGAAGUCCUCAGUAGCCCCAUCGUCAAGCAUUCUAUGCUUAUGGAAAGCAAUUGCCUUUCAGCCCUCGGCUUACCAUCCGAUCCGACCAUCCAGCCCUCCUUGGGUGACACGUUGGAGAAGAAGCGCCGACGGGAUCGAUUUCAAGAGAACCUCGACGAGACCAAAGCCCCCUUGGAAAUGCCUUGGGAGCCCAUUAACCCGGAGGAGGCCAUGAUCUUACCCAAACCUGCCAAAAGAGCCAAACCGGCCAAGAAACGUGUCAUGAAAAUUGACGAUGAACCCGUCCGGCGAAAACCCGGUUGGCGGUCCAAGAAAGGCAUCAAAACCGGACAGUAUUCUCAUUUACCCAAAGUAACAGUGCCCGUGGAAGAAUUCCUGAUUCACGACCUGAUGAGCCGAACCUACGAACCAAUGAGCUUGAUGCCCGACUUCAAUGUCCGAGAAGAUUCCGCCGUCGAUAUUAUCGAUGACGAUUUGUGUUUUGUAGGCCCGGACACAGAAGAUCAUAUCGACCCUGUCCCGGAUCUGUUUGAGCCGAUUGGUUCCUCGGCUGAUUCAUUAUCGCAACCUUCGAUGAGGCUGUCGUCAUAUGAAGGUGGAGCAAAAAAGUUAGACGACACGGUCGAUUCUUAUGAGGAAUUAGUGAUGAAACGCGUGGCUGCUUAUGUUCAGCAGUCCCAAGACUACAUUCUGUCUACAGAUUUGGCCAAGAAGGUGUCCAGUUGGCACGACCAAAUUCGACCUCGAUUAGAGGCCGUGGAGAAGCGAGGUAAUUUUGACAUUCACUUGUACGGAUCGCAUAUAUUAUCGACGUUUCCCGAAGGGAACGCCAAAACUACCGUGCCUUUUGAAAAAGUGGUCGAGAAUCAGGACCGCGAGGAGGUUUGCCGGUAUUUCUUGUCUUCGCUCAUGUUGGCUAAUACGUACAAUAUUGAUUUGGCCCAAGAGACCGGCCGACCGAAAUCGACCGACUUGGCCGACUUGCCCAUGGAUGGAGUAGAGCUCACGCUGCUCUCCAAAGUCCGGCAUCACGAAGACAUUUUGGCCGAUUUGGAUCGGUCACCAUUACGGAGGAAGACACCGGCCAAAGGUAAAGGGCGAGGCAAAAGCUCCAAGAACGACAAGGGCAAGGCGGCAUUGAUGAGCAAUUAGCUUGAUACCUGCGUAGACGUAUUCCUAAACCCUUUCCAAAUGUAAGUUCUCCUGGCCAGGCCUGGGAACCCAAGUGAAAACUUCGGGCGGCCAUCCAUCGAGUUUAUAUAUACACUUGUCAUUCAUCGGUUAGUCAGUAUUGAUUGCCCUUUAGUGAGUUUUGUACACACAGCGCCAUUGAAACAGAACGGAGGAUAUUAAAACAACUGAAAUAGUUUGGCUAAUAUGUAA